Cynara cardunculus var. scolymus (artichoke) is the source of this 4181-nucleotide messenger RNA. RefSeq names its product trafficking protein particle complex II-specific subunit 130 homolog. Bases 190 to 3939 code for a protein of 1249 amino acids. The transcript is spliced from 22 exons. Lineage: Eukaryota; Viridiplantae; Streptophyta; Magnoliopsida; Asterales; Asteraceae. Gene Ontology annotation, cellular component: TRAPPII protein complex. The record is from RefSeq and is a predicted model, not a curated record. Gene Ontology annotation, biological process: intra-Golgi vesicle-mediated transport; early endosome to Golgi transport.
CAAUGAUCGUGAAGAAAGCCGAUUCUCAGUGCAGAUGAAUCUCCGGCAUGACCGGAAGAAAUCGGAUCAACGGCCGAUAGUCAAAUCAAUCCACAACUGCACUGGAAUUGCACACCUCACUUGACACACACACUCGUUUGCCGACUGGUACGCCACCGUCGAAGACAACACUCGUGAUUGGUUAUAUACAUGGCAAAUUCCUUAGCUCGGUUUGAGUCUAUCAAGAAGUCAUGCAAUCGCUUCGUCAUUGCCGUUGAAGAUGUAAGUGAUUUGUGGCCCCUUGUCAAGGGGGGAUUUGAGGAACGGCUUCCAUUUAGAAGAGCUAUAUUGAACAACAAAACCCGUAAUCCUGUGUCUAUGGAUAACCUGCCAGCUGAGUUUAUACUGACAACAGAUCCAAGGCUCCGCAGCCAGUUCCCUCAGGAGCAAUUGUCGUUUUGGUUUCGAGAACCAUAUGCAACUGUGAUUCUUGUGACCUGCGAGGACCUAGAUGAGUUCAAGACAAUCCUAAAACCACGUCUGAAAUCAAUUGUGCAAAAUGAAGAGGAGUGGUUCAUUGUCUUUGUGUCUAAAGCUGCACCCAAUAAUGACAAAGCAAUCAACAGAGCGAAAAAAGUUUAUGCCAGACUUGAAGUUGAUUUCAACUCAAGGAGGAGGGAAAGGUGUUGCAAAUUUGAUCUACAUGGACCUGAAGCAACCUUUUGGGAUGAGUUGGAGCCAAAAGUCCUCGAGUGCCUCAGAAACACUCUUGAUAGGCGUAUCCAGUUAUACGAGGAGGAGAUUCGUAAGCUCAGUGAACAGCGUUUUACGCCAACUUGGAGCUUCUGUAGUUUUUUCAUUCUGAAGGAAAGCCUGGCAUUCAUGUUUGACAUGGCUCAACUUCAUGAGGAUUCAUUACGGGAAUAUGAUGAACUAGAGCUCUGUUACUUGGAAACAGUUAACAAUAAACAGAGGGACUUUGGAGGAACGGACCAUGGAGAUGAUCAAGCUGCAAUACUAGACCCUGACAACAAACAACUGACGCAGAUUGUUCAAGAUAAUUCCUUUAGGGAGUUUGAAUUCCGACAGUACCUGUUUGCCUGUCAAGCUAAGCUGUUGUUCAAGCUACACCGGCCAUUUGAGGUUGCAUCAAGGGGAUUUUCCUUUGUUAUUAGCUUCUCAGAAGCAUUGGCUCAGCAUGAGAGUAUUUUGCCCUUCUGUAUGAGGGAAGUUUGGGUCCUAACAUCAUGUGUGGAGUUAGUCAGUGCAACUGCUGAGCAUUACAGAGAGGGACUGGUAGCACCAGAGAUAAAAAAAGACUAUUAUCGUGUACGGGGGGAGUUAUAUUCUCUAUGCCGAGUUAAGUUUAUGAGGCUUGCAUAUUUACUCGGGUAUGGAUCUGAUAUAGAAAGAAGUCCAGUCAACAGUGCUUCUCUUAGCAUGCUACCUUGGCCUAAGCCAGCAAUUUGGCCUACAGUUCCCUCUGAUGCUUCAUCUGAGGUCCUUGUGAAAGAAAAGAUGAUUCUUGAAGUUACUCCAAGGAUCAAGCACUAUGGUAUUCAGAGGAAACCAUUGCCUCUUGAACCAUCUUCUCUUCUGCAUGCGGCUAAUCGUGGAGGAGACUCUCUUUCUGCUGGAAAUAUGUUUGAAGUGCCUGAUGGCUCAGGUUCAGAAGGACAAACGUCUCCUUCACCUAACUUACCUUCUAUGUCGAUGUCAAGGACCAAUUUUGCACCAGGAAACUUUGAGAGCUCGACUGAUUCUUCCAAGAGAUUCGCAGAACUUUUUGUGGCUGCUGAGCAUGCUCUCCGUAGGACUAUUUCUGAUCCUGAUUUAUGGAAGUCAUUAUCAUCUUUAGAGGAGUUUGAGAAAAGAUAUCUGGAGCUAACAAAAGGUGCUGCUGAUAAUUAUCAUUAUUCAUGGUGGAAAAGACAUGGUGUUGUUCUUGAUGGUCAAAUUGCAGCUGUUUUCUUUAAGCAUGGUAACUAUGAUCUAGCUGCAAAGUCAUAUGAAAAAGUUUGUGCUCUUUAUUCUGGCGAAGGAUGGCAAGAUUUGUUGGCGGAUGUGCUUCCUAAUUUAGCAGAAUGCCAGAAGAUACUUGAUGAUCAAGCUGGUUACCUGUCCUCUUGUGUGAGAUUGCUUUCUCUUGAUAAGGGCUUGUUCUUGAACAAGGAACGCCAAGCUUUUCAGUCAGAAGUAGUUCGUAUUGCACACAGUGAAAUGGAGGAUCCUGUGCCUUUAGAUGUCUCAUCGUUAAUAACAUUCUCUGGCAAUUCAGGGCCACCCAUGGAGCUAUGUGCUGGGGACCCGGGUACCUUGUCUGUAACUUUAUGGAGUGACUUUCCUGAUGACAUUGCUCUUGAAUCACUUAGUCUCACCUUGACUGCUACCAACAAUGCUGAUGAACUUGUUAAGGCAAUCAAGAGCAGUGAUGUUACUAUACUGAACCCUGGUAGAAAUACGAUUACUCUUUCCUUGCCCCCACAGAAACCUGGUUCCUAUGUCUUGGGGGUUCUUACAGGGCAGAUUGGUCAUUUACGAUUUAGAUCUCAUGGUUUCUCCAGAGGUGGGCCUGCAGAUAGUGAUGAUCUUAUGAGUUAUGACAAGCCAACUAGGCCAAUUUUGAAGGUGUUCAAACCAAGGUCACUUGUUGAUCUUGCUGCAGCAGUUUCAUCUGCAUUACUAAUGAAUGAGCCUCAGUGGGUUGGGAUAAUCGUAAAACCAUACGGUUACUCUCUCAGGGGUGCUGUUUUUCACAUCAACGCUGGCCCUGGGUUGAGGAUUGAGGAAUCGUGUGCCAUCGAAAUGGAGACGUAUGUCAAUGCACAACGGAAGGUAGAUGGGUUGCAGGAUGCAGAUGGUGAUAGCAAUAAUGCUUCUGCUGUUCCCAAAGAAUUUGCUCAACUUACUCUUAGGAAUGGUAGUAUAGAGUUACCAGAUUGGGCGAGCAAUAUAGUUAGUGUUAUAUGGUUUCCCGUGUGUGCCCUCAGUGAUGGGCUAGCAAGAGGAACAACUGCAGGGGCAAUCACUUCCCAAAGAGCAAGUGUUGUGGAUGGCCUGAGGACUGUCGCUCUGAAACUUGAAUUUGGGGUGAUGCAUAAUCAGAUAUUUGAAAGGACCGUAGCUGUUUAUUUCACCGACCCAUUCCAUGUGAGCACACGCGUAUCAGACGAAGGCAGUGAUGGUGCUUUGCUUUUGCAGGCGAUACUACACUCACAGGUGAAAGCUUCUUUAACCAUUCAUGAUGCUUGGUUAGAUCUACAAGAUGGUUUUACUCAUGCUGGACGGGGAGAUGGGAGACCAACAUCUGACUGUUUCCCUCUUGUAGUUCCCCCAGCAUCUAGAGCUGGAAUCUUGUUCGGUAUAUCCCUGGGAACUACAACCACUAAAGAUGAAGAGAAAGUGCUGCAUCCUGAUACAGUAUUAAAUAUUAGAUAUGAAAUUGCUGGGGAUAGAAACCUUGGCUCUCAUACCCCCGUGUCUCUGGAACCCAAAGGACCCGAGGAUGAUGCCACACCAUUGUUGACAUUCAGAAGUGCUCUUGUUUUACAACGCCCAGUGCUGGAACCUUUCUUAGCAGUUGGUUUUCUUCCUCUUCCUUCAGAUGGUCUUAGAGUCGGGAAGCUAUUCACAAUGAAAUGGAGACUCGAAAGGUUGAAGUUUUUUGAGGAGGAAACAGCUUCUGAUAAAAGCGAUGGAGUAGUGUAUGAAGUGAAAGCGAAUUCAAAGAAUUGGAUGAUUGCCGGGAGGAAGCGAGGCCAUGCCCCUCUCUCCACAAAGCAAGGUUCAAGAAUCGAGAUUUCGAUAUUGUGCGUACCGCUAGCUACCGGAUAUGUUCGGCCUCCACAACUGGAGCUGCCAAACGUGAAGCGGGCGAAUAUAUGCUGCAAUCCUGCUGGCCCCCAUUUGGUUUGUGUCUUGCCCCCACCUCUCAGCUCAUCUUAUUGCAUUCCAUCCUGAUACAUGACAAAUCGGUACGUAUCAAAGCCAGUUUUGACGCUUGUUUUCUGUAGAGUUAUAUCGUCCCCUUUUGAUUUUCGUGACAUUUUUUAAAUUUGUUAGAGUAGCCGUCCUCUUUCCAAAAAAAAUGGUCAUUUUCCCCUUCUUAGUGAUUGACAAUUAAAUGAUGAUUACUUGUAAACACUCAAUUAACAACCUCUAUCAACCGAAAUUAAGGAUAGCCAAUAAGUUGAUAUACAGGC